AUGGCUCGAAGCUCUACGCCGCAGGGCAGCCUGCGACAGAGGGGCGCACCAUCAAAGAAGCCCUCCGAAGAAGACUCGUUCGAUCCUAAUAUCGAGCUUGACAAGCUUGCCAAGGCUGGUGCUCAGCGAGCCGCUGCCCAGAGCGAGACCGAGUACAAGAUUGGCCUCUUCCUCAUCACUAUCUUGUCCUUUGUUACUCGGUUCUGGGGCAUCAGCCAUCCGAACGAGGUUGUCUUUGACGAGGUGCACUUUGGAAAGUUCGCCUCAUACUACCUCGAGCGAACCUACUUCUUCGACGUUCACCCUCCCUUCGGCAAGCUUCUGUUCGCCUUUGUGGGCUGGCUCGUUGGCUACGAUGGUAACUUCCAUUUCGAGAACAUCGGCGACUCCUACAUUGCGAAUAAAGUUCCUUAUGUCGCGUACCGAGCUCUCCCCGCUACUCUAGGUGCUUUGACUGUCUCGGUCACAUAUCUCAUCAUGUGGGAAUCUGGCUACAGUCUCCCCGCUUGCAUCCUCGCCGCUGGUCUGGUCCUCCUCGACAAUGCCCACAUCGGCCAGACCCGGCUCAUCCUCCUAGAUGCGACUCUGGUCCUCGCCAUGGCCUGCAGUCUCCUUUUCUACAUCAAGUGGUACAAGCUCCGACAUGAGCCUUUCUCCCGAAAGUGGUGGAAGUGGCUCAUCCUCACCGGGUUCGCUCUGUCUUGCGAUAUCUCGGUCAAGUACGUUGGUGUAUUUGCCUUCGUUACCAUUGGCUCUGCCGUUGUCAUUGACCUCUGGGACCUCCUCAACAUUAACCGACCUGGUGGUGCAAUCAGCCUGCAGGAAUUUACCAAGCACUUUGCCGCUCGGGCUUUUGGUCUGAUCAUCAUGCCUUUCUUGUUCUACCUCUUCUGGUUCCAGGUUCACUUCGCCGUUCUCUACCGAUCCGGUCCUGGUGAUGAUUUCAUGACUCCUGAAUUCCAGGAGACCCUGAGCGACAACGUCAUGCUGGCCAAUUCGAUCGACAUUCAGUACUAUGACCAAAUCACAAUUCGACACAAGGAAACCAAGACAUACCUUCACAGUCAUGAGGAUCGUUACCCUCUUCGAUACGAUGAUGGCCGUGUUUCGUCCCAGGGCCAGCAGAUCACUGGUUACCCUUACAACGACACAAACAACUACUGGGAGAUCCUGCCCGCCAAUAACGAUAAGCAGAUGGGCCGCAUUGUCAAGAACCACGAACUGGUUCGCCUUCGCCACGUUGGAACCGACAAGAUUCUACUCUCCCACGAUGUCGCUUCUCCUUACUACCCCACCAACCAGGAAUUCACUGCUGUUACCCCCGAGGAGGCUUUCGGCAAGCGUGAGAAGGACACGCUUUUUGAGGUCCGAAUUGAGCACGGCAAGAAGAACCAGAACUUCAAGACUGUUGCUGGCCACUUCAAGCUCAUUCACAACCCAAGCAAGGUUGCCAUGUGGACUCACACCAAGCCUCUCCCUGAGUGGGGUUACAAGCAGCAGGAGAUCAACGGUAACAAGCAGAUUGCGCCCAGCUCCAACGUCUGGAUUGCCGAGGACAUUCCCUCUCUACCUGCUGAUCACCCUCGUCGCCAGAAGCCUGAGCGCAAGGUCAAGUCUCUGCCCUUCCUCCAGAAGUGGUUCGAGCUCCAGCGCGCCAUGUUCUACCACAACAGCAAGCUUACCAGCAGCCACCCUUAUGCUAGUCACCCUUACCAGUGGCCUUUCCUGCUCCGUGGCGUGAGCUUCUGGACCCAGAGCGAGACGCGCCAACAGAUCUACUUCUUGGGCAACCCGAUUGGCUGGUGGCUCGCUAGCAGUCUUCUCGCUGUUUACGCCGGUAUCCUUCUCGCUGAUCAGGUAUCUCUGCGCCGUGGUGUUGAUGCUCUCGACCGCCGAACUCGAUCGCGCCUGUAUAACUCUACCGGUUUCUUCUUCCUUGCUUGGGCUACUCAUUACUUCCCGUUCUUCCUCAUGGGACGUCAACUUUUCUUGCAUCACUACCUUCCAGCCCACCUUGCCUCUUGUCUUGUUGCUGGCGCUCUUCUGGAGUUCAUCUUCAACUCUGAAGCUCCUGAGGAGAUCACUAUCAAGGACAAGAAGGGACCUGUCAGCCCCAGGCACCAUGUCACUGCUCGUGAGCGCUUCGCCGGUCAGAGCAUGCUCGGUGCUUGGAUUGCCUGUGGUGCUAUUCUAUCUUUGAUUGUUGCUGGCUGGUACUUCUUCCUGCCUCUCACCUAUGGCUACCCUGGUCUCUCCGUCGAUGCCAUUCUCCGAAGGAAGUGGCUAGGAUACGACCUUCACUUUGCCAAAUAG
Messenger RNA from Fusarium mangiferae, 2313 nucleotides. RefSeq names its product putative dolichyl-phosphate-mannose--protein O-mannosyltransferase. Gene Ontology annotation, molecular function: dolichyl-phosphate-mannose-protein mannosyltransferase activity. Gene Ontology annotation, cellular component: endoplasmic reticulum; membrane. The transcript is spliced from 3 exons. Gene Ontology annotation, biological process: protein O-linked glycosylation via mannose. Lineage: Eukaryota; Fungi; Ascomycota; Sordariomycetes; Hypocreales; Nectriaceae. Bases 1 to 2313 code for a protein of 770 amino acids. The record is from RefSeq and is a predicted model, not a curated record.